This is a messenger RNA of Cannabis sativa, 418 nucleotides long. Its product is annotated as dolichyl-diphosphooligosaccharide--protein glycosyltransferase subunit 4A. The transcript has 2 exons. Bases 152 to 265 code for a protein of 37 amino acids. NCBI's taxonomy places the organism in Eukaryota, Viridiplantae, Streptophyta, Magnoliopsida, Rosales, Cannabaceae. The record is from RefSeq and is a predicted model, not a curated record.
AAAUGAUCCUUUUGGUCCCGGUCAAUUUCAUUGGUCUGCUCUUUAAAAAAACUUGGCUCCUUUGUCGCCCAGUUCGUUUCGACUGCUUCUGCUGAGACCCUUCAGAGAUCUGAUCCCCGCAUUGGCGUUUUCCUCUCUCUUUUUACGAAAGAUGUUUGAUGAUCAAGACUUGGGCUUUGUCGCCAAUUUCCUUGGCAUUUUUAUAUUUGUGCUGGUGAUUGCUUACCAUUAUGUAAUGGCCGACCCCAAAUAUGAAGGUAGCUAAAAAAGUGAUAGCUACGAAUAUAUGUAUUAUUUAGUCUACCUUGUUCUACCGAAACUAGCAUGAUACCUACAAUUUGUGGAUUUUGUUAACUUAUAUUUUCAUGGGAAGUUUUCUUAUUGACAAUCUUUUUUCCUCCUAUAAUUGAGGCUAUAA